Aspergillus uvarum CBS 121591 is the source of this 1118-nucleotide messenger RNA. RefSeq names its product putative mitochondrial outer membrane protein (Sam35). Gene Ontology annotation, cellular component: SAM complex. Lineage: Eukaryota; Fungi; Ascomycota; Eurotiomycetes; Eurotiales; Aspergillaceae. Gene Ontology annotation, biological process: mitochondrion organization. Bases 131 to 1024 code for a protein of 297 amino acids. The record is from RefSeq and is a predicted model, not a curated record. The transcript has 3 exons.
UUCCUCGAUCCGCCUGCCUUCAGGCGAAGAACACCUCGCUGACUAAAGCUGAAGCUGGCGCCAAUUCACAAUACACUUACAUACUCAUCAACAUUGCCUAUCCUCUUCUUCUCCGGUCAUUGCUCCUCCAAUGACUUCGGAACGCCGUGAAGCCCCCGGCCAGACGCCGGACGAUGCCACUGCGGCGGCGCGCGCUCGAGAUUUCUUCUCUGUCCCUGCACCAGUCAAGCGCAUCUUCGACAAGUUUCCUCUUGUCACCUAUCCUGCCAAUGAUCUUCCAUACUGCUCUUGGUCCAAUCGACAGGGAAAUCGGUUGUUUGUUUUCACAGAUACCGCCGGCGCUAGGCAUGGGAGGCCGUCCUUCAACCCUCAAUGCCUUAAGUGGCAGGCAUACUUGAGAUUCGCCGGCAUUGAGUUCGACAUCAUCCCAUCAAGCAAUCAUGCAUCCCCCACCGGCGCCCUUCCUUUUCUUCUCCCCGCCCUGCCCGUCGGCAACAACGCCCCGAUUCCUUCCAGCAAACUCCAAAAAUGGGCCAUUGAGCAAGUGCAUUGUGAGGAGGAGCAACAGUUGAACACGCGCUUCGAAGUAUACGCAUCGUUGCUGGAUCACCGGAUACGAAAUGCCUGGCUGUAUGCGCUGUACGUUGACAGUGAAAACUUCGACGCCGUUGCGCGACGCCUAUAUGUAGACGCGAGCACCACGAACCCCGCCGUACGGGCCGCUUUGGCGUUGCAGCUGCAGCAGGCUGCGCGAGCGGAGCUCUUGAAGUCGUCGACCUUUAUCGAUGCCGGCGCGCUCGAGGCGGAAGCGGGCGAGGCAUUUGAGGCCCUGUCGGCACUCCUCGGGAACAGCGUGCACUUCUUCGACCGGCCCAAUCCGGGGUUGUUCGACGCCAGCGUCUUCGCAUACACGCACCUGAUCCUGGACGAGAAGAUGGGGUGGAAGCGCAACCGGCUGGGGCAGCUGCUGCGACGCCAUGAGAACCUUGUACAACACCGCGACAGACUGUUGAAGUUCUUCUAGAGCUGUCCGACGAAAAGGAAGAAGAAACGAUUUACCCCAAACCCACCCUCUGUACCAUAUUAGCCCCCUCUACUACCCGUUCACUCAGAAGCAC